AUGGUAGGCGCAUAACUCUAAUUAAUGUUUAUUUGCAUCUUUCUAUUAUCAUAACAAUAGAAAACUACAUGUGCAGUUAUUUUACAACAAUACUAAAACACAAAAAAUUUUAAGGUUUUGUUAUUACAGCCUGUAUUAAUGUUGAAAGUUUGUUUUUUGUAGGAUACUCCAACUGGACAUGCUGGGAAUUGCACAACAUGCAAAACCCUGAGGAGUGAGGUGACUCAGUUAAGGGGCAAAGUCACAAGACUGAAGAGUAAGUUAAUCUCCAAUCAAGAUCAGUGGGUUGAAACCUUUAAGAGCAUACAAGAGCCGAAGCAGUUGCUGAUGGUGAAUGCUGGUGAGUCAACAAUAAUUGAUGUUGACGAGUCAUAUAGGCAUAACUGCCUGUCUUUAUAUUUUUAUUAUAUUUUAUCAGUAUUUGAUUAUUUAAUAAUAAUUAAAAUUUUAAUGGUGAUAGAAUUUUUUAAAUUCCAUUUUUUAAGCUAUUCAAACUGAUCCAUGGCCAGUAACAAAUGAGACAGAGUUAGGGCCAGAGGACGAAUCAGAAGAUGAGCAGGAAAUGCAGGACGACGCGUAUGAGGAGUUUGAGUGUGAUGAAGACCCUACAUGGAGUCCUGAAGAAAUCGAAGAUGCAUAUAAAAAACUAAAGGAAGAUGAUGACUCGGUGAAGACUCAUCAGAACCCAAGGUACAAAGAUGCAAAAUUUAUUGCAUUUUAACAUCUUAGCUCUAAGUAUCCUCUGGGAAGUGAUUUAGGCCUAAAAAUAACUGCCAUUAUGAGAGGAUCUAUUUAGAAACAAGAGUACAUGAAAUUUAUUUUUUAAUUUACUCAGAUAAGAAUUGCAAAAAAAAAAAAAAAGAAGAGGCAUACGCAGCCCAUAGACUGGAAGUCCCAGGACUAAAAAUGUUUGGUUUGUCCACUCAACCACUUGUAAUAAAUUAUGCAUCGUUGGGGUGGGCUAGAUAGCUUAAGGGCUCAAAGUUGUCAUGUGUGCAAUCAACAGAAUUAUUAUAAAAAAGCAUUUUUCAGGAUGUAUGUGAGAAUAAAAUCCUAACCCACAAUUAGCCAGGUUUACAACAAGUUGAAAAACUGGCAACACCCUGAGAAAAACAAUAAAAAUGAUAAUCAUUUUUUUAUUGUUAUUUUAUUAUUUCAGAUGCUAUGAUUAAAUGAGUAUUUCCUUUCAAUCAUUUUUUACAGGUUGGAUUUACAAGGAAAAAACAUUCGAGAGGAACCGAAGGGAAUUGUUUUCCUUUCCAAACUUCUUCUUUUGUUUCAGUUCUGCCACUUGUGCUUCUUUUCAAAACCCAAACUUUCUGUAUCACAGACAGGUACCUUGUUAACCGUAGAAAGUUUCUGCAGAAACUGUAGCCAGACAAAAGUCUGGAAGAGUCAACCAGACCUGCUAGGAAAGUUUCCAGCAGGUAACCUGCUAUUAAGUUUUGCAGUGCUCUGUGAGCCGGGUGAAAAGAAAGAAACAAUACAUUAA
Porites lobata is the source of this 1492-nucleotide messenger RNA. The record is from the annotation of a GenBank genome assembly. NCBI's taxonomy places the organism in Eukaryota, Metazoa, Cnidaria, Anthozoa, Scleractinia, Poritidae.